Molecule: messenger RNA, 2347 nt
Organism: Polyodon spathula (Mississippi paddlefish)
Lineage: Eukaryota; Metazoa; Chordata; Actinopteri; Acipenseriformes; Polyodontidae
Product: elongation of very long chain fatty acids protein 1-like
Exons: 10
Coding region: 279-1193 (304 amino acids)
Biological process (GO): fatty acid elongation, saturated fatty acid; very long-chain fatty acid biosynthetic process; sphingolipid biosynthetic process
Cellular component (GO): endoplasmic reticulum; endoplasmic reticulum membrane
Molecular function (GO): fatty acid elongase activity
Source: RefSeq, a predicted model, not a curated record
CCUGGGCUGACAGCGAGGUCAGGUGAUAAGGAAAUAGGUGGAACCGCGCCGCUUUAGAGCGAAAUAACUUCAAUUAAGCGGUUUGGACCGGCUUUUAAAGGGGUGAUUGCUGAGAGAGCCUUGCAGACCUGACUGGAAGUUGUGGUUCCGGAGUUUAGUGAGUCGGGACUCUGAGGUCGGUGCUGUCGACACACACAGCCCAGCACCCGGGGAUCAGCAAGGAUAACAACAGGAUUUGUUUGGAAGGAAGGAAGGAAGGAAAGAAAGGAAAUAUAAUAAUGGAACUAGCAACGCAAGUUGCUCAACUCUAUGAGGACAUCAUGAAGCACUCGGACCCCCGGCUAAACGCCUACCCGAUGAUGCAGAGCCCCACCCUCAUGACGAGUAUCCUGUUGGGCUACGUCAUCUUCGUGCUGAAAGUGGGACCCCACUUCAUGGCCAACAGGAAGCCGUACGACCUCAAGGGAGUCAUGGUUGCUUACAACUUCUUCUUAGUUGCCUUCUCCAUCUUCAUAGUGUAUGAGUUCCUUAUGUCUGGGUGGGCAACAGACUACACCUGGAAGUGCGACCCUGUGGAUUUCUCAAACAGCCCACAAGGCCUCCGAAUGGUUCGAGUAGCCUGGUUCUUCUUGUUCUCCAAAUUCAUUGAGCUGCUGGACACAGUGUUUUUUGUGUUGAGAAAGAAGAACAGCCAGGUCACAUUCCUCCAUGUUUUCCAUCACUCAGUCAUGCCCUGGACCUGGUGGUGGGGGGUCAAGUUCGGACCAGGUGGAAUAGGCUCCUUCCAUGCCAUGGUGAACUCAGUUGUCCAUGUUAUCAUGUAUUUCUAUUACGGGCUGUCGGCUGCUGGACCCCGAUUCCAGAAGUACCUCUGGUGGAAGAAAUACAUGACUGCAAUCCAGCUUGUCCAGUUUGUGCUUGUGUCCCUCCAUGUCACUCAAUACUACUUCAUGGACAAGUGUGACUACCAGUUCCCUCUGUUUGUCCACCUGGUCUGGAUAUACGGAACCUUCUUCUUCGUGCUCUUCUCCAACUUCUGGUACCAGUCGUACACCAAGGGCAAGCGGCUGCCCAAAACCCUAGACAAGGAUAGUGGCAAGGGGACCAUCAUUGCCAACGGGAAGCAUGUCGAAAAUGGCCACUCGCAUCUGGAGAAUGGCAGCGCCCACAACGGGAAAAUGAAGGCCAAUUAACGGUCAUUUAAAAUGAGAGGAAAACCAAACUAAAUCAGGAUGUAUUUUUCAUUUAACUUUUUUUUUUUUCCAAGAACUGUACAACAACUGCAACAAAGGAGAGAAACAUGGCCAGUAGACUCCAAAGUCAGUUUCUCUUCUGCCAUAGGAAAUUCGAUCUGUGGCUACAGACUGCUGUACGAGAAGAGAAAACAGUGUCCAAUCACUGACGGUGUCUGUGCCACAAGGUCAAAACUGCCUGUGUUAGGCACCCAGGGUAUCCACCUCACCCCUCACUCACCCCUGUUUAAAUAUAGCAGGCAAUGCACCCCUAUAGCUAAAUCUAGUUAUCUUGAAAUAGUGAUGUACAUUUAGUCAAAGUGUGUACUUGAGUACAACUGUAAAUAAAGUAUACAAGCCAGAACUACGGUGUAAAAUGGAUUGAGGCCAAAUAAUAGUUAAAUACAAAGGGGGGGGGGAUUUUAAACAGAAAGGAAUUGACAUUAUAGGAAAGUUGAAAAAGGAAAAAUAUUUUUUCAAGAAAUCCGUGGGAAGAUUAGUUGGCUGACCUGUCUCCGCAUUUAUUGCAGAUAUGUCCUUUUUAAACAGCUACCAACCAAAGCCCUGAGCUAACACUAAACCUUUGUUUCUGCUUUUUUUCUUCAUUUUAUUACCUCUUUCAUUUUUAUUUCACUAAGCUGGCUCACCUAUGAUUCUCAAGUGGUUUUCAUACAUACAUACUUUGUUUAUUAUGCACUAACUCUCACAGUGUGCAUGGUUGGGUUGCAAGGUCUAGGGUUUGUGCCAUGAUUAUUCCAUUGUGUUGUGGCUUUUUUUUUUUAAUUUAUUUUAUUAACCUAUUUGUGGAACAAAGAAACCCACAGUUAACCAGCUGUAUGUUUAUUACACACCCAGUGUGUGCAACCCCCUUGAGAGGUUAUCAGGUUCUUUAUUACUGUAAUCGGGUGUCUCAGCUGACAGCUCAGUGCUUUCCAGUUUUGUGAAAUUAAUUUCAGCUGAUUUCCCCAGACCGUCAGCACUGAGAAGAGCUGCUGAGUGCCUUUGUCAGUAGAGCAGGGGAGUGAACUGCCUCUGUCCCACCCUCAGGGUUGAGGCUCGCUGUCUGAGCGGCACUUCCUUUGCCAUGGCUAAACUGGCACUGUUCUGUUGAUACA